UAUGUCUUUUUGUAGUCACGGAAUAUAAAUAAAUGUGUCGAUUUCAUCUCUUUCUUUAACCUGUUCGAGGAAUUUUGACCAUUAUUUACGUUCAAUUUUUGACAUCAAAUUGUUAUUUCUAGGUUAUGAUGUCAGUUUUAUUUUUCUGUUCCUCUAUAUGAAAUUGGGUUACAAUUAUAUAUUAUUUUCCUAGAAUUUCUAAUCGAUUUUUUUUAAUUUUAUGAGAUUCGUGAUGAAUUUAGGGUUUCUGUUAUUGGAAUUUAACUUUGUAGAAUCAUAAUGUUGUCCUUGUCUGAGAAUUCAUGAAUGGUUUGAUUGAGUAAGAAUCUUGGGGUGAGGCUGUGAUUAUUUGGACUGCAGGUCAUGUGCCGUCAAAACUCAUGCUUGCAUUUGUCUGCGGAGGAGUCAGAUACAGCUGUAGAGAAUCUCUUAGUAUAUUGCAAGCCUGUUGAGUUGUAUAAUAUUCUUCAUCGCCGUUCUUUACACAAUCCUUCGUUUCUUCGAAGAUGUCUGAAAUACAAAAUACAGGCAAAGCGUAGAAGGAGGUUGGGGGCUGGAAUUGUAAUUUUCAACUAUAAGGAUUAUGGCAAUAUGCUACAAAAGACUGAAGUUACUGAAGAUUUCUCAUGUCCAUUUUGCUUGAUGCAAUGUGCUAGUUUUAAGGGUCUGCGGUAUCACUUGUGCUCAUCACAUGACUUAUUCAACUUUGACUUCUGGGUAACAGAGGAGUAUCAAGCAGUGAAUGUCUCAGUGAAAAUUGAUUCAUUGAUAUCCGAGACUGUGGCAAGUGGAGUAGAUCCACGAGUAGAAACUUUCUGCUUCUGCUCAAAACCUCAAAAACGUAAGCCUACAAACCCUCUUCAGAGUGGGAAGAAUGUCAAUGUACAAUUUUUGGAGUUGGACUCACCCAAAAUGACCAGUGAAAGCAGGCAGAAUGGAUUUCUGGAGAAUGAUGAUGGUGAGAGGGCUUCCAAAUCAAUUCCUAUUGAGAAAGAUUUGCAGAAUGGAUGGCAUGGUGUGGAAAACUAUGGUUCUGAUUAUACUAGUACAACAGAGUGUCUUGCACGGGUUGCGACUAGCUGUGAUGGUCCAGGAGUUUCAAUUGCAAUGGCUCAUUCUCCUGUCGACCCUGACUGUAUUAAAUCAUUAUCUGGAAGUGAUACAGCUGUUCCUCCGGCGAAAACAAGGAAAAUAGUGGCAGAACGAUCCGAACCUAGGAACCGCAUGCUCCUGCUGAAACGCCAAUUCUUUCACUCACACCGAGUUCAGCCAAUGGCAUUGGACCAAGUAAUGUCAGAGAGAGACAGUGAAGACGAAGUUGAUGAUGACAUUGCAGAUCUUGAAGAUUGCAGGAUGCUUGAUGAUUUUGUGGAUGUUAGCAAAGAUGAGAAGCAACUUAUGCAUCUUUGGAACUCGUUUGUUAGAAAGCAAAGGGUUCUGGCUGAUGGUCAUGUUUCCUGGGCAUGCGAGGCUUUCUCUAAACUCCAUGGGCCAGAGUUGGUCCAAUCACCUGCUCUCUUUUGGUGUUGGAGGUUAUUCAUGAUCAAACUUUGGAAUCAUGGUCUUCUUGAUGCCUGCGCAAUGAACAACUCUAGCAUGAUACUUCAAAGAUGCCAAAACGAGGGAUUGGAUGCAUUGAAAAGCUGAAAUAUUAUGAACAUUGUACACAACUUCAGCAUCUGGUUUAGAGAUGAUACAGUGUAUGCACAUCGGUUUUCUCCGAUUGUGAUCCAUUCAUUCCUUUUUCAUUCUUUCUAUCACAAAUUUCUUCUAUUUGGCCGGAAUUGGUUUGCAAAUAUUCUUUCUCGAGGUAACUGAAUGCUUCCUUCUCAUUGUUGUAACAGCAAUACCUUAUUCAAUACUGGCCAUAGGUUCACUUUUUUAAGUUAAAGACUUUAAUGGAUUUCAGUAGACUUGAUAAUUCGUGUAUUUACAUUGUAUUCAUGUUAUGUUGUGUCAAACACAUGUAAAAACAUGAAAAAUUAUUGUGUCAAAUUCGUGUUGACAUGUCUAACACAAAAUACUCUUUUUUUGUUGAAUACAGAUAUAAUUUUUAUUAAA
Messenger RNA from Durio zibethinus, 2061 nucleotides. The record is from RefSeq and is a predicted model, not a curated record. Lineage: Eukaryota; Viridiplantae; Streptophyta; Magnoliopsida; Malvales; Malvaceae.